AUGUCUGAUCCGCACUCCACUCAGAGUUCGUCUUCGGACCAACUCGCGGCCUUCAGUCCCAAUACUGUUGAGGCUGCCUCUCAACGAACCCCGAUCGCAUUCCCUGGAAUGUCGACUCUUCGGUCUGCCGACCCAUGUGGCGGUUGGCCCCAGAGAAUUUUCUCACCAGGAAUGUCUGCCCCGGGCACUGGCCUGUCUCAUUCUCGUGGUGCUUCUAUGUCUGCACUCCCUGCUCCGGCUUUUAGUAUCCCGCCUCCAUCUCAAUAUUCGCCUGCGCAAACCCAGCACUCAUUGGCUCAUACUAAGUACAAUCCUCAGCCUCUGUACUCGCCUACCCACGCUGGCCGUCCAGCCUACUCGCCGUCUCGAGUGGACUUGCCCAGCCCGCUAAACCCGGACUUCUUGACCCGUUUGUUGGCUGCCUCUGCUGAUCAACCUGCUGGACUUGAUCCAGUGUCGCCUUUCCCAAGGAACACCAGCGCCCCUAGUCAGGGCUUGGCUCAUAUUCUGAAUGGCCUGCCUCCCCCCGUUCUCCCUUCGUUGGCCACUGACAAUCAGCGUGGCUUCAUCGUCAACGGUGUUCCUACCAACUCUACUCAUUGGUCGGUGCUGGAGCACUUUCUUCCUGGGGAUUACCCUUCCGUCGACAGUGUUUAUCUCAGAGACCUCCAGACCCAAGGCCGAUUUUCAGUUCUGUUUGCCGAUCUCCGUGACGUGACACGUUCUAUUCACCGACUCAGAUACAUUCAUCCUGAAUGGGUUGUGGAUCCUGCCUCAGCUCAAGAUAUUGCGAAUCUCACCAAUGAAUUCGACAUCCCUAGCACCUCAAACACGAACGAUGGCAUACUUAUGGUAACUGUUCGCGCUAACGGUAACCGCCUGACCGAAGAUUAUCAUGAUCUGGUGGAGCGUCUAUAUCUUACAUUCUAUGCUUCCUUCAACCGUCCACAGGAUGAGACCAACCGGGGUUUCCACCCUCGAACCCCCAGCGUGAGCUCCCAACAUGUUCCAUUGACUCCGGACUUUGUUUCCUCGAGCAGCGAUACCUCUCCGAGCAAGGAAAGCUCCAAUGGCGAAAACAAGAUCGAUAUGGACCUCAUUCACCGGGGCAUGGACGUCCGCAGCACAAUUAUGAUCAGAAAUAUUCCCAACAAGAUUACUUCGGACGAGCUUAAGAAUAUCCUGGAUGAAUCAAGCUUCGGAAAAUAUGACUUCCUCUAUCUGCGCAUGGAUUUCAAUCAUGGCUGCAACGUCGGUUACGCCUUUGUCAACUUUGGAGAUGCAAUUGAUAUUGUUGACCUCAUGUUGGCUCGUCAGGGCAAGACCUGGCCCGAUUGUCUUUCCGAGAAGAAGGCAGAGAUCUCUUAUGCCACUCUCCAAGGAAAGGAUGUGCUCGUUGCCAAGUUCCGCAACAGCAAUGUGAUGACCCGUCCUGCCAAUGAACGCCCUCGUUUAUUCCACAUUGGCGGACCUCGUUCCGGAACCGAGGCACAAUUCCCACCUCCGAAUGAUGCCAGCAAACUUCGUCGCUCGGUUGCCAGUACUACCCAGCAAGGCCUCUUUGCUCCUCGUGCCCGAGAUGUCGCUACUCCAGUUAGUGGCAGUCGCAGUCGUCCCCGAGCUCGCGCGCAGUCCUUCAGUCAAAACCUCCGGUCUCGACCCUUCCUUCGAACUCCCCGAGGAUCAGUUGGACAAGCCAUGCUGAACAGUGAUGAUGAUUUCAGCUCUCCCAUGCAACUUGAUGAUGAUCGUUCCAUCAAGACAGAGGACGAGUAA
Messenger RNA from Penicillium arizonense, 1776 nucleotides. Its product is annotated as putative meiosis protein MEI2. The record is from RefSeq and is a predicted model, not a curated record. Gene Ontology annotation, molecular function: RNA binding. Lineage: Eukaryota; Fungi; Ascomycota; Eurotiomycetes; Eurotiales; Aspergillaceae. Bases 1 to 1776 code for a protein of 591 amino acids. The transcript is spliced from 14 exons.